This is a messenger RNA of Oppia nitens, 1713 nucleotides long. RefSeq names its product protein DDI1 homolog 2-like (gene rngo). The transcript has 3 exons. Gene Ontology annotation, biological process: proteolysis. Bases 272 to 1633 code for a protein of 453 amino acids. The record is from RefSeq and is a predicted model, not a curated record. Gene Ontology annotation, molecular function: aspartic-type endopeptidase activity; protein binding. NCBI's taxonomy places the organism in Eukaryota, Metazoa, Arthropoda, Arachnida, Sarcoptiformes, Oppiidae.
GUUUUUUUUGUUGUUUGGUUUUGUGUUUGAAAUUAUAAUCCAAACAAACAAACAAAAAGUUAUCGUUUUUUUCUGCAGACAUCAAAACUCAAGAGUUUUUUGUUUUGUUUUUGUUUUGGAUGUCUGUGUCUGGUCUUUGUCUUCGUGGUAACUGAAGAGAGAUCUUAUAAUAAUCCGCGGAUCAGAUAGAAGUGAUUGGUUGGACCGCAAGACCUGCUAUUUUUCAUAUAUCAUAUAUAUCAGUGACAUUACCGCCGCCGCAGCCGUCGUCAUGAAGCUGACCAUUACUACGAUGACUGAUCUGAUCUUUGGUCUGGAAGUAUCAGAUGAUAUGGAAGUAGAAAAUCUGAAGGCGUUAUGUGAAUUUGAAUCGGGAAUCAGUGCCCAACAAAUGAUGGUUAUGUUUGAAGGCCGACAACUGACGGAUGACAAGAUGUCGCUGAAAUCCUAUGCCAUCAAAGACGGCGACGUAUUGCUCAUACAGAAGAAGACACCGGUAUUGGACAAUACGGAAGGACAGGGCAUUCGCCAGUCGGCCGGUCCGUCGACAUCAUCAAUGCUACCGGAUUUCAGCCAGAUUUCGGUACCGACGGCCGGGUUUGGCGGUAACGGUGGAAACGGUGGCGGACUGUUUGGUAGGGGAAUUGAUGGACAACCGUCACCGCAACAAAUACGCGACCAAUUGCUGGCCAAUCCCGACCAAUUGGCUGCGCUGCGUGUGAACAAUCCACGUCUGGCCGAAGCAGUGGACGCCGGCGCCGACCAGUUUCAGGAACUAUACAAUCGGCUACUUAAGGAUCAUAUGGAUCGCGAACGACAGCGACUGAGGAUGCUGUUGGCCGAUCCGUUUGAUGCCGAAGCCCAACGAUUGAUAGCCCAGGAGAUUGAACAGAAAAAUAUCGACUCAAAUAUGGAGAACGCUAUGGAAUAUCUACCGGAAAGUUUCGGUCAAGUAUUGAUGUUAUACAUUGACUGUACGGUCAAUGGUUUCCCAAUCAAAGCGUUUGUCGAUUCCGGUGCACAGUCGACAAUAAUGUCGAAAGCGUGCGCCGAACGAUGCAAUAUAACACGACUUAUUGAUCAGCGAUGGUCUGGUAUAGCCAAAGGUGUCGGUACUCAACGUAUUAUCGGUCGGAUUCACUUAUGUCAGAUACAGAUAGCCAACGACUAUCUGGCCUCGAGUUUUACCAUACUAGAGGAUCAGCCGAUGGAUAUGUUGCUCGGCCUGGAUAUGCUUAAACGUCAUCAGUGUAGUAUUGAUCUCAAACGUAAUCUAUUGGUUAUCGGUACGACCGGUACGGAAACCAGAUUUCUCAACGAAAACGAAUUGCCAGAGUUUGCCAAACAUAAGGCAAUGAGCGGCUCAGGCGGCGGCGGCAGCGGCUUAGCCGACGGUGAAGCCGAUGUCGAUGAAGCCAUUAGACGAUCGCUUAGUGAUUCCAAUAAGCCAAACACUAGCAGCAGUAGUAGUAAUACCGGUGUAGUAAAUGAAUUCCCGGAACCGAUUGUCAGGGAACUCAUGGGUUUAGGUUUCAAUAGGGAUCAAGUGGUCGAAGAACUUAGAAAAUAUAAUGGCGACAAAAAUCAAGCGAUGGCCGCACUGUUUGCUAAAUCAUUAUCGGUUCCCAAAUGACAGUUACAGUUAUACCUCAACUCUCAAUCUGUUUAGACAACAAAAAACAAAAAAUUUCAAAUAUUAAAAACAUUGACACA